Molecule: messenger RNA, 747 nt
Organism: Pseudovirgaria hyperparasitica
Lineage: Eukaryota; Fungi; Ascomycota; Dothideomycetes; Acrospermales; Acrospermaceae
Exons: 2
Coding region: 1-747 (248 amino acids)
Biological process (GO): chromatin remodeling
Cellular component (GO): Swr1 complex
Molecular function (GO): nucleosome binding
Source: RefSeq, a predicted model, not a curated record
AUGCCUCGUAUCGAAGUGCUUCCGAACACUGGCUCAGCUCCUGGUCCGGGCUGGGCCUAUAUCGUAGAUACAGGCUUCGAUCCGUCCAAAGUCGCCAUUAAUCCUGCCGGCAAGAGGCGUCGAGUCGCAGCUGGCCGGGACAGCAGUGAAGCCACCGCAGCAGCAGUGCAGAUGCGUCUGACCAAGCGAUUGAACCUACUGGACAGCGAUACAAGCACCAAAGAGGUCAACAUACCUUCUAAGAAGAAAGAGGGCGCAUUCAAAGGCGGAAAUACUGCAAACGUGCGCCGAAUAUUGCAAUCUGGCAAACGAUUCGACAACUAUCUCGCUGAUGAAGAGGCUGAAAUACGCAGCAAUCCUUCUAAGGCUGUAGCAAGGGCUCUAGACGGCUCUAGACGCGUCUCUACAGCUCCACGUACACCAGCGACUGCCUCCCAAAAUCAAACACCCGCGCCAAUGACUGGCAUAUCAAAAGAGUCACCAGAUCCAUUGCUAAAGUAUCCAUUGCUCGAGUCUACCGUACCGCCUGCACCCACGCCCGAAGAGCUUGAGGCUCUAAUCUCCGCACCACCUUUAUCAUAUAACGCAGCCCGUGUUGCGCCGCCUUCAGCACAUGGGCCACCGAUCAGACGUUUCUGUGUAAUGUGUGGCUACUGGGGCCGUAUACGAUGUUUGAAAUGUGGGGAAAGAGUUUGCAGGUUAGAAUGCAAGAGGCAUCAUGACGCGGCUUGCUCACAAUUCGGUUGA